Molecule: messenger RNA, 1347 nt
Organism: Drosophila hydei
Lineage: Eukaryota; Metazoa; Arthropoda; Insecta; Diptera; Drosophilidae
Product: nuclear speckle splicing regulatory protein 1
Exons: 2
Coding region: 81-1241 (386 amino acids)
Biological process (GO): regulation of alternative mRNA splicing, via spliceosome
Source: RefSeq, a predicted model, not a curated record
UUGCCGCAUUUGACAGCUGCAGCUGUCAGUGGUGGGAACACACGCACGGUUGCUAAUAACGCAGGAGUGCUUUGACUAAAAUGUUUGGUCUUAUAAUACCAGGACAGCAGAAGAAGCAACCGGAAAGGCCGCCACGGCCACCAACCAAGCCUUCAAUCUUCGAAGAGAGCAGCAACAGUUCAGUUAGUGAUCAUGAUACAAGUGGUCCACAAAAGCGGCCCACCGGCAAAGCUGGUGUGGUCAGUGGACCCAGUUUGAUGGAGCGUCGUGUGGCAAGAAAUAUGCAGGAAAAGGCCUUGGCCGAGGACCCAACUAUAUUUCAGUAUGACGAGCUAUACGAUGAUAUGGACAACAAACGCGAGGAAGCCAAAGAAACGAAAAAGUUGGAGCCACGCAAAGCCAAAUAUAUUGGCCGCCUGCUUGAACAUGCUGAACGUCGUAAGCUGGAGAACGAACUGCGCAUUGAGCGACAAGUGCAAAAGGAUCGCGAAGCCGAAGGCGAAAUGUUUAAGGACAAGGAUACAUAUGUGACCGCAGCAUAUCGUAAAAAACUCGAAUCCAUACGACAGUUGCAGGAGCAGGAUGCACGCGAUGAGUAUUUAGAAGCCAUUGGCGAUGUGACUAAACAAAAGGAUCUCGAUGGUUUCUACAGACAUCUAUAUGAACAAAAAUUGGGUACACAACAGACAGUGAUUAAGCCAAAAACGGCUCCCAGCACAGAAGAUGUGGCCUAUAAGCCAAUCAAGCGUGAAGGACAAUUAACCAGUUCAACUAAACAGCGUAGCUAUAGAAGACAACGUUCCUCGCUGGAGGAGGAGGAUGAUGAUAAGACUGCUGCAACAACUACUCCCACAGCUGACAGCAAAUCCGGAACAGCGAAAGCUCAUUUAUCUAACAAUAUAGAUGCUGAUUCAGACUUUAGCAUUGACGAAUCCAGCGAUGAUGAUGAGCAGGCGACAACGAAGCCAACCAGCAACAAGGAUAAAGCCCAGCCAGAGACAGACACCACAGACAAGGAUAAACAACCUACUUUAGAAACUGAGUCCAAGCAGCAACAUCAGCAGCCACAACUACAGCCUAUUGAGCAUAGCGACGACAGUGCCAUUAAGGAGGAAAAUGUUGUGACAGUUGCCAAAAAGCCCAUUGAUCGCAGCUACAUUUGGCGAAAGCGAACUGUAGGUGAUGCAUUUGAUGCAGCGCUAACACGCUAUCAUGACCGUAAACUGGCCAGACGUGCUUGAUGUCUGAUGCCUGAUCCUAUAAUUUAGUAGGUCACAUAAGUCAGCAUUUUCAGCUGCUUCUAAAACUUGCUUAUUAUAUUAAUUUUAAACAAAACAUACAUUUUUA